GCCACUUUCUUGCAGACGACAUUUUCAUGACAUUUGACGAGUGAGUGCAACUAAACAAGCAUGGCAGUGUAUUUAACCUCUGUUCUAAAAAGCUUUAAAACGAAGGAAAGUGCAUGAAAAUGCUCGUCGCAAUGGCCGUGUGUAGAGUCGGUCUGCAGUAUAAGUGUGCUGCACUAGUCUGGUGACAUCAACAAACAGGGUAUUCCUACCAUUGCUGCCAAAGACUUGUUCUGCACUUUUGCUGGACAAUAUUUAUAAAAACUAAGGUCAACAUGAUGCAUUAUUUACAAUUUGCCCUGCUACUUUUACUUCUGGCUGAAGUAGUGAGGGGUGGUUCAAAAGACACCCUCCCCAAAUUCCCAAACAAAUCUGGGACAAACACAAACAAGAAUGAAGACAAGAAACCACCGAUCAGCAAGACAGAUGGUGGAAAGAGUGGGGGUGGAACCAAAGCCACGCCUCAAGCCACACCCCAACGAGAUCUAUUCAUGAGAAUACAUGAUGGCUGGAGCGCUUGCGAGCGAAGAACUUCAACAUCGUGCGGAUCAUUUCUACAAAACAUUACCUGUGUCUAUAUCCCUGAUAAUAAACAAGUUCCGAUGUAUUUUUGUGACUCUUUACCCUCUUUGGGGUCGACUUUCCAACAGUGCGACCACUGUUCGGAGGAUUGUGUGAUGACCACUUGGUCAGCGUGGACGCAAUGCAGCUCAACAUGUUCCCCAGCGACAAGGUACAGAACGAGACGGGUGUUGACGACUGCGAGGAACGGUGGGCAGGAGUGUGGGGAGCUGUCGGAGAGCGAACCGUGCACAGAGCUCGACGGGUGUGAGUUUGAGGUUCACCUGACGACUUACACAUGGAAGAUCGGGGAGUGGAGUAGCUGCAGACAGGUUUCCCAGCAGACUGGUAGUAGAGGUUGUGGUAUUGGACGAAGGUUACGCUCCAUAUCCUGUGUGAGCAGCCAGGGGGAAAUAGUGGAUAGCAAUCAGUGUCUGGAUAAUCAAGAUCCUCGGAAGAAGGACUCGCAGCCUCAAGCCGUUGCUGGCUGCUCCUUACCAUGUGACUGUAGGACCUCUUCAUGGUCUGCAUGGGGACUCUGCUCAGAAACCUGUCAGCACCGGUCUGGACCAGUUAGAACCGGUCUGCAGACCCGCACUAGGGAGAUUCAGAGACUGCCAGAGAACGGUGGGUUACCGUGUCCGAGCCUGAUGGAACAGCGGGAGUGCGAGGGAGAGGUUUUGCCGGAGUGCCCAAGAUUUGAGUGGGUUGCUGAGGAUUGGCAGCGAUGUCAGUUAACACAUGACAACGAGGGUCUUUGUGGAGCUGGAAGACAGAGACGUCAAGUGUAUUGUAUUGAGGAAGGAGAUGAAAGUUAUAUCCCGGUCAGUGAGGAGUCUUGCAUCACUUCACCCGUCAACUCCUCCCUCCACCAGCCACCGAUGAAGAGAGCCUGCUGGGUAAACUGCCCCGUUGACUGCCAGCUGGGUCAAUGGCAAAACUGGUCUCCUUGUUCUAAGAGCUGUGAAGAGGGUGUCCAGAUACGUACUAGAGACGUCCUCGUGGCUCCGGCGUUUGAAGGGGGGGAGUGUGGACCGUUGGCUGAAGCUAAAGAGUGCGAGUUUGUGGAGUGUUCUUGGUGGCACACAUCCAGAUGGACCAGCUGUAGUUUAAACCGUGGCAUAACAGACUGCGGUUCUGGUGUCCAUGCGCGUGUCCUCUACUGUAUGAGCGCCCUCGAUGAGCUGCUAGAUGACGAGUUUUGUCCGGGUGAAGAGCCACCAUGGCAGGAGACCUGUAAGAUUCCCUGCCCGACGGAUUGCGUCAUCUCAGAGUGGUCAGAUUGGGGUUCAUGUUCCAAGACGUGCGGCAAAAAAGGAGGAAUGCAGAUGAGGAGCAGACAAAUUCUUGCCUAUUCCGAUCUUGAAGAUGACUCAUGCCUCCCUGAGACCGAGCUAACCCAAUACAGACCCUGUAAUCUUCACCUCUCAUGCCAGACCUACACCUGGCAGGUAGAAGCAUGGGGGGAAUGCUCAGUGAACGGAACGGCUGCUGGAAAUUGUGACCGAGACUCUGGCGUCCAAUACAGAGAGAUUUCAUGUGAGAAAGAUUCAGGCGUAGCCCAAGACGAGACGUUCUGCGAUCCUUCUUCCAAGCCGUCUGGAUCCCGUCCUUGUGAGGUCCCUUGCCCAGCAGACUGUAAGCUAUCUCCCUGGAGUGCCCUCUCAGACUGUAGUCAGACAUGUGGUGACAACGGACACAGGAUACGCUCUCAGAGAAUCGUCCAACUCUCGGCAAACGGUGGCGCUUCGUGCCCGGGUGAAGCAAAUGAAGAUGGUGUACUUUUCAAAAUGGAGACAUGUGACAAUCUGCCCCCCUGCUACAGCUACCAAUGGAAUGCUGGGAACUGGAGUGAGUGCGAGGUAGUGGGUAUAGAUUGCGGUAAAGGACUACAGACUAGGGAGGUGCAUUGUGGGAGGAGUGACGGAACAACUGUUGAACCAGGUGUGUGUGUCCGUGAGGUUCUGUCUACCCCACCCCCAUCCCAUCAGCAGUGUAUCCUACCCUGUGCUGGUGACUGCUUACUCUCUGAGUGGUCUGUCUUUGGUCCAUGUAUCCGCAGCUGUGGACUAACGGCUCAUACUGGUUACUGUAGGAUGCAAUCAAGGGCCAUUAUAAGUAUUGAUCCAGUCACGGAUAAUGCAGAGGAGUUGUGCCCUCACAUCACCAGCAGUGACUUGAUGAACUAUGAGCCUUGUGAUGAUCCCAGCUUCAUGUAUGACUGGCAAGUAGGAGCAUGGCAGAGCUGUCUGCUUAAUGAAGGUGAUGAAUGUGGAGAAGGUAGUGAGCAUCGGAGCAUCCUGUGCCAGCGGAGUGAUUCAACCUUCGUCCCUCUACAUUUCUGUGAAUCAUCUGCUGCUACUCCACCCAGCACCCAAGCAGCAUGUGAUGUUCCUUGUGUCGUAGACUGCAUUGUGUCAGAGUGGAUGGCAUGGUCACCUUGUACACAAGCCUGCGGAAGAGGAUUGAAGACCAGGAUGAGGGAUAUUCUACAGCAGAGUGCCAAUGGUGGGCGGAGCUGCCCACCUUUGAUUGACAGCAUGAUUUGCAUAGAGAUGAUGUGUGACAAACUAGAGUGGGAGGUUUCAGAGUGGGGCCCCUGUGAGGUUAUUGACCCACGAAGCAACUGCGGUCACAGUGCACAAGUCCGGACGGUCUCUUGUAAGUCUGGGGAGAGCUAUGAGUUGGAAUGUGCUAAGCGGUUUCCACAUCCUGACACAAGCAGGCAUUGUGUCUUACCAUGC
Molecule: messenger RNA, 3302 nt
Organism: Asterias rubens (European starfish)
Lineage: Eukaryota; Metazoa; Echinodermata; Asteroidea; Forcipulatida; Asteriidae
Product: thrombospondin type-1 domain-containing protein 7B-like
Exons: 15
Biological process (GO): actin cytoskeleton organization
Cellular component (GO): plasma membrane
Source: RefSeq, a predicted model, not a curated record